Molecule: messenger RNA, 709 nt
Organism: Perca fluviatilis (European perch)
Lineage: Eukaryota; Metazoa; Chordata; Actinopteri; Perciformes; Percidae
Gene: map1lc3c
Product: microtubule-associated protein 1 light chain 3 gamma
Exons: 4
Coding region: 142-528 (128 amino acids)
Biological process (GO): macroautophagy; autophagy of mitochondrion; autophagosome assembly
Cellular component (GO): autophagosome; cytosol; autophagosome membrane
Molecular function (GO): ubiquitin protein ligase binding
Source: RefSeq, a predicted model, not a curated record
UCAGCCAGUCACACACACUCUCAGCCAGUCACACACACACUCAGCCAGUCACACACACACUCAGUCACUCACACACACACUCAGUAACACACUCAGUCACUCAGUAACACACUCAGUCAGUGCCACAGCAGCACCGGGACCAUGCCUCCGUUUGAUAAGACCCAGGUGCAGAGCAAGCCCUUCAAACAGAGGAAGAGUUUCGCUACGAGGAAGCAAGAAGUGGCGGGGAUCCGGUCCAAGUUCCCCAACAAGAUCCCGGUUAUAAUUGAACGCUACGCGAGGGAGAAGUAUCUUCCUCCACUGGAUAAAACAAAGUUCCUGGUGCCCCAUGAACUCACCAUGACUCAGUUUGUCACCAUCAUCAGGAACAGGAUGUCCCUGCUGCCGUCCCAGGCCUUCUACCUGCUGAUUAACGGUGGCGGCAUGGCGAGCAUGUCCCUGACCAUGGCGCAGGUCUACAGAGACCACCAGGACGAGGACGGCUUCCUCUACAUGACCUACGCCUCGCAGGAGAUGUUCGGACGCUGACCGCCAACGCGGGCGCCGUGGCGUUACUUACUGCAGACUUUUAUUAAAACGCCUCACGCUGAAAGGCUGCUGCCCCCCCCCCCAUCAUGCUGUAAAUACUAAAUAUUUUAUAUGAACUGUUGAUUUGUGAGAGACGGAUGUUUAAAUAUGUGGAGCCAAUAAAUGUUAGUAUGACAAGCAG